CCCCCCCCCCCCGACGUCCUGCCGGUCCGAACCCUUGACCCCGCCUUCCCCAUCCCUACCACGACACACCGUCCCGAAACCCACCUGAUUGACAUCUCUCGACUCUAAUCGCACGUCCUGCCUGCCCUAUAACGCCCCUCGCAAUGCCAGCCGCCCUGUGAUAGGGAAGCCUCUCGGGAUGUACGCACCUGCUUAUGGCUAUGGCCCGGCAAACCCUUCUCCUGCUGCAGCCUUCGUCCCCAAUCCCAAUGGCGCCCCUCCACAGCAGCAGCACCAGCAGCACCAGCAGCAGCACCUCUCCCAGACCCCCCACCAUCCUCACCAACCCCAACCCCAACCCGGCCAGCAGCCUCAGCACCUGAUGUAUAAUCCACAGCAAUAUGGCGGCGGCGUUGGUCCUGUUCCUCACCAGUCGCCCUAUGGAGGCGCUGCUCAGCCUGGGCCUGGCAUGGGCCCCAAUGCGGGUGCGAUGGGAAUGAUGCAGAACAACGGUAUGGCGCAUAUGCCUGGUGGAGUGCCUGCAUAUCAGACCCCAUAUUCGAGCUCGCCCUACGGGGGUAACAUGCCAGCGUCCUCCGGUCCCAACCUCUCCUUCAUGCCCACGACCUCGAACGCGCCGUCCUACCCCAUGAACGCCCCGAACAUGAAUCCACAACACCAGGCCCAGCGGAUGCAGCCUCCCCCUUCCUCAUCGACGCCUACACAGCCUGGCCCACGAGCUCCUCCCUUUGGCAACGUCCCACAGAACACACCGCCGAACGCCAAUGCACUAUCGCAAUUCUCUACACCCCAGAACCCGAAUCAGACGCAUCUGCAAACACCAAGCAGUAAUCAGGGAGCGCAGGCAAGCACGGUCGUCACGCCGCAAACACCAAACUUCCCGCCGGGCUCACAGGGCGCGAAUGCUGGGUCGAAUAUUGCUACACCAUUGAGUCCCGGGUCAGAAGCACGCGAGAAGGAGAGAGUCACGUUGUUGUUAGAUAUCAAUCGAGAGCUGCUGUUAGAAUGUAUGCGGUUAAACAGCAUUGCGGAGGCCAAAGCACAGGCGGAAGCAGAGAGGAACGAAGUUGCCUCUGCUACCGCCUCCCCUGAAGGAACCGGAAAAGAGAAAGAAGAGAAGGAAAAAGAAAGGGCAGAGAAACCUGCACCUAAACAGACAAGGGACUAUUUGACUAGGGAAUAUUUUGAAUGCAUGCGCCGUCUUCAAUGCAACCUCGCAUACCUCGCCGCCAUCGCUGACAGAUCCCACAAACCAUCCUCCCAGAUCCCCGCCCACCCCGCAAUCAUCUCCGCGCCUCCCCCCUCGCAGAAGCUCGCCCAAGCCGGCCAAACCACGCCAUCCACCUCCUCUCCCACAACAAAAAAAGAAGAACCCUCCUCGAGUACGUCAGAAGACAAGAAACCCGAGGCGGACGCAAAGAAGCCAGAAGAGAUGGAAGAAGAGCGCGCGCUGUCGCUCGGAGAUUUAUACAAGAAAUUACAAGCGCUAUUCCCAGGCGUGGAUCCGAAGAAGGAACCACCGCUGCACUCGGCAGCUAGGAACCAGGCACAGCAACAGCAGAUGCAGGCGCAAAAACAGAACGCGGCUGCGGUGCAGGGGAAUCAGAGUGUGAAUGUUGGAGCGGGAGGGGAUGCGAAUGCGCAGCAGAAGGCGCAGAAUGAUCUGUUGAGGCAGAAGAUGAUGCAGCAGCAGGCUCAGCAGCAAGCGGCGGUCCAGAAUCAGCAACAGCAACAAGCUCAGCAAGGACAUUUGCAGAGUCGGUAGUAUGAUAUACGGGGAAGAUGGGAGAAUGGAAAGGAGUAAGACAGAGGGGGCAUUGUGGCAUAUAUAAAAUUUGGAGUAGGUGGAGUUGGUUGGUAAAAGAAGGGGAUGGUUCGGCUGCUGUUGGUAUACCUAGCGUCAUGAUAUAAGCUUGACUUCGCUGUAGUGCGCUUGAAUGAAUGAUUGAUGGAGAUGUUUCUACUCAGGAAUUUUCAUCCCACCUUCUUGCCAGUCCUAGUCGGGGUCAAGUAGCUUCUUUUCUUCUCUCAAGUUUACAAAGCAUGGUUCGGAGUCAACCCAAAGAAAGAGAAUUUAC
Messenger RNA from Hyaloscypha bicolor E, 2078 nucleotides. RefSeq lists its product as uncharacterized. Bases 179 to 1765 code for a protein of 528 amino acids. The transcript has 3 exons. The record is from RefSeq and is a predicted model, not a curated record. Lineage: Eukaryota; Fungi; Ascomycota; Leotiomycetes; Helotiales; Hyaloscyphaceae.